GGGGUGGAGGUAGAACCCGGAUACCGGAAUUCCACGUUCUUCGGAGCGGGGCUACUGGAGACGGCGGGUGAGAAAACCCGGCGCCCGGAAGCCUUUGCUUUCUUUGACGCAAGGGCUCGGGACGCAGCCGCCGUCGGCCGAGCGCCCGGCGAGGAGCGACCCCAGACGGAGCCUUCGGAGCCCCUCCGCCCCGACGUCUCCAGGUCCCCGAGCCUCGGUCUUCCUCGCCGCCCUACUCGUGGCCAUGGAGUGUCCGCACCUCAGCUCCAGCGUCUGCAUCGCUCCGGACUCAGCUAAGUUCCCCAACGGCUCCCCGUCGUCCUGGUGUUGCAGCGUGUGCCGCUCCAACAAAAGUCCCUGGGUCUGUUUGACUUGUUCAAGUGUCCACUGUGGAAGGUAUGUGAAUGGCCAUGCAAAAAAACAUUAUGAAGAUGCACAAGUACCCUUAACUAAUCAUAAGAAAUCAGAAAAGCAAGAUAAACCUCAGCAUACAGUGUGUAUGGACUGCAGUAGCUACAGUACGUACUGUUAUCGCUGUGAUGAUUUUGUGGUUAAUGACACCAAGCUGGGACUGGUACAGAAAGUCAGAGAACACUUACAGAACUUGGAAAACUCAGCUUUCACAGCUGACAGGCAUAGGAAAAGAAAACUUUUGGAAAACUCAUCACUAAACAGCAAGCUAUUAAAAGUAAAUGGCAGCACCGCUGCCAUCUGUGCCACAGGCCUCCGGAAUCUGGGGAACACAUGUUUCAUGAACGCCAUCCUUCAGUCACUCAGUAACAUUGAGCAGUUUUGCUGUUAUUUCAAAGAACUGCCCGCUGUGGAGCUAAGGAAUGGGAAAACAGCAGGAAGGCGAACAUACCACACCAGGAGCCAAGGGGAUAACAAUGUGUCGUUGGUGGAAGAGUUUAGAAAGACACUCUGUGCUUUAUGGCAAGGUAGCCAGACUGCAUUUAGCCCAGAAUCUUUAUUUUAUGUUGUUUGGAAGAUUAUGCCAAAUUUUAGGGGCUAUCAGCAACAGGAUGCCCAUGAAUUCAUGCGCUACCUUUUGGACCACCUGCACUUGGAACUCCAGGGCGGUUUCAAUGGUGUUUCCCGCUCAGCAAUUCUACAGGAGAAUUCUACCCUAUCUGCAAGUAACAAAUGUUGCAUGAAAGGGAUUUACAAGACAAACUCCCCAAAGACAGAAAGAAAAGAAAAUGGCGCAUCUACGGUUGUCACAGCUAUAUUCGGAGGUAUUCUCCAAAAUGAGGUUAACUGCCUCAUAUGUGGGACAGAAUCUAGAAAGUUUGACCCAUUCUUAGACCUUUCAUUAGAUAUUCCAAGUCAGUUCAGAAAUAAACGCUCUAAGAAUCAAGAAAAUGGACCAGUUUGUUCAUUACGAGAUUGUCUUCGCAGUUUUACUGACCUAGAAGAACUUGACGAGACAGAGUUAUAUAUGUGCCACAGAUGCAAAAAGAAACAAAAAUCUACUAAAAAGUUUUGGAUCCAAAAACUACCCAAGGUGCUAUGCUUACAUUUGAAACGAUUUCAUUGGACUGCAUAUUUAAGAAACAAAGUUGAUACCUAUGUAGAAUUUCCCCUGAGAGGCCUGGACAUGAAAUGCUACUUGCUGGAGCCGGAGAACAGUGGCCCAGAGCACUGCCUGUACGACCUUGCGGCUGUGGUUGUGCACCAUGGUUCCGGGGUUGGUUCUGGACAUUACACGGCCUAUGCAGCUCACGAAGGUCACUGGUUCCACUUCAAUGACAGCACUGUCACACUGACCGACGAAGACACCGUUGUGAAGGCAAAGGCCUACAUCCUUUUCUAUGUGGAACGCCAGGCCAGAGCUGGUGCUUCCUUAUGCUCACGUGCCGAAGGCGGAGGCGUUCCUGGUCGUGAGGCGCCGCGGAGCCGCCUGCUGCCUUCCACAGCCGCCACGGAGACCAGGUUGACUCUCAAGCCAGGAUCAUGUGUGCACGUCAUUGGUGGCCCACGAGAUUUCAGUGACUGCUCAGUAAUCGUUCCUUUUGAUUGUAAAAGAGAACCGGGAGGGCAUUAAGCAGGCCAGGUAACUGCUGCUCUUGGUCUCUCUCAAGGCUGCUGUUUAUCAGCCCGAACUAAAUAAAUUUGUUGGUUCAGUUGUACCUGUACUGCAAAUUCAAGACAUUACUCCUUUGAGUUUUUUUGUUUUGUUCUGUUCUGGGGAUAUUUUUUGCUUGUGUGUGUUCACGGCGAUAGGAGUACAGAAAAGUCCAAAGACGACCAAACACAGUGUUCAAAAAUCCCAGACUGUGCUACAUAGUGCAGAUAUUUAUCCAGUGAGAGGAAACCAGAGCUUCUGCUGCCUUUCGAGCCAGCAUCAGGGUCCCCCCCGGCUCUCGAGCUGGGAAUAACUGCAUGUCCACUUUUGUCUUAUUUCUUGCCUGGCCAUCCGAGGUCGGCCUGCUGACCUCCACCUACACCAUGGGGUCUGCUUCCACAGAAGGAGAUUAAAUCUUUGCUACUGUUGGUUUUUAACAACUCUCACUGGCCUAUCCUGAUAGCAGAGCAAAACUGAAAAUAUUCUCACUUUGAAUGGUUUCUAUUCUUGAGUUUCGUAGUCUUUGUUUUAAAAUUGUUUUCAAGAAAAACAGGUAUAAGCACUAUUAAGAUUGAACUCAAACUGAAAUUUGGAACCAGAAUUGCAUCUAAGGGAGGUAAUUGUGAUUCUGCAAGCGUUCAAGGCCAGUCUGUUGAUGGGAUGGGGGUGGGGGUGGCAGGACUUGCAGAUUAUGUCGCGAGAGAACAGGGCCCCCCUGGCAUCCUCUGGCCCAGGGCCAUGCACCCCUAUCAGCGUAGCUCUUGUUCCAGUCGUGUUUCUUCUCCGUUCUCUCCAAGCUGUUGCGAGGGGCAGAACGUCCUUCAUAUUAAGCCAGCCAGCCGAAAUUUUUGGUAAUCUUGUUUCUUCUAUUAAAAAAAAAAAA
Messenger RNA from Ailuropoda melanoleuca (giant panda), 2948 nucleotides. It is a transcript of the gene USP3, whose product is annotated as ubiquitin specific peptidase 3. Gene Ontology annotation, molecular function: cysteine-type deubiquitinase activity; zinc ion binding. The transcript is spliced from 17 exons. Bases 245 to 2044 code for a protein of 599 amino acids. Lineage: Eukaryota; Metazoa; Chordata; Mammalia; Carnivora; Ursidae. Gene Ontology annotation, cellular component: nucleus. Gene Ontology annotation, biological process: protein deubiquitination. The record is from RefSeq and is a predicted model, not a curated record.